This is a messenger RNA of Anas platyrhynchos (mallard), 846 nucleotides long. The record is from RefSeq and is a predicted model, not a curated record. NCBI's taxonomy places the organism in Eukaryota, Metazoa, Chordata, Aves, Anseriformes, Anatidae.
UUCGGGCUCUUCCUGGGCAUCUACCUGGCUGCCCUCCUUGGCAACGGCCUCAUCCUCACAGCCAUAGCCUGCGACCACCGCCUCCACACCCCCAUGUACUUCUUCCUCCUCAACCUCGCCCUCAUCGACCUGGGCACUAUUACCACCACUGUUCCCAAAGCCAUGGCCAACUCCCUCUGGGACACCAGGACCAUUUCCUAUACAGGUUGUGCCACCCAGGUCUUUACGUUUGCUCUCUUUCUCACAGCGGAAAUUUACCUACUCACUAUCAUGGCCUAUGACCGCUAUGUUGCCAUCUGCAAACCCCUACACUACAGGACAAUAAUGACCAGCAGAACUUGUGUCAACAUGGCAGCAGCUGUCUGGGUCAGUACUUUUCUCUAUGCUGUGCUGCACACUGCCAAUACCUUUACACUUCCCCUCUGCCAAGGCAAUGCCCUGGACCAGUUCUUCUGUGAGAUUCCCCAGAUCCUCAAGCUCUCCUGCUCACAUGCCUACCUCAGAGAAGUUGGGCUUCUUAUGCUGAGUGUAUUAAUAGCAUUUGGUUGUUUUGUUUUCCUUGUGCUGUCCUAUGUGCAGAUCUUCAGGGCUGUGCUGAGGAUCCCCUCAGAGCAGGGCCAGCACAAAGCCUUUUCCACAUGCCUCCCUCACCUGGCCGUGGUCUCCCUAUUCAUCAGCACUGCCUUUUUUGCCUACUUGAAGCCCCCUUUCACGUCCUCCUCCUCUCUUAAUCUUCUGCUGGCAGUUCUGUACUCGGUGGUGCCUCCAGUUACUGUGAGAGACAGUACUGAAAUUUGUACUGAAAUCCAGGAAGAUUACAUUGACUGGGUUCCUUUAGUCAAUUAG